UACUGAUGUUACUAUGAACGUUUCACAUAAAUUACACUGAGAUAUAUUAUUCAUAAAAAAUGAUUUGCUAAACGAAUAAUUUAACGAAAAACAAGAAAAAGCCAUCGACAGCAUAAUAAUUAUAUUAAGCAGAGAAUUGUAAAAACAUCUUAAUUGCCUUUACGAACUGUAAACUUCAAAAUGGGUUAGAAUGAUUACCAACGAUUGAAUCGUUCCUCUUCUUCACUGCUUUAUGUUUUCACUAUUAUUUUCUUAGCAAACUGGAAACUUAGCACAUUACACUUCCACUACUAGUAUGGAAUUGUUUGUUUAUUACAACAAACAAUAAAGAUACUCUCUAACACUCUCUCAUUCAUUCGAACGCACACAUCGCACGAACGUAUUCGCAGUUCGACACCCGUGCUUUAGAAACAUAUUUUCGCUUUGUCUAUAAUUAUAUCCUAUAUAAGACCACUUGUUGGAUGUCACAGAUUUGGAAAUGUUGCAUGCUAAAUGAUGCGAUUCGUUUGUUAAUUAAACGUUAAUAUAAAUGGGGAACACGAGAAUAUAUAAAUGAUGAAACAAUCGCAUUUCAUCAUCAUCUGCUACAUUAAUUGUAAUAGCAGCAUUUCGUGCAUGUGUCAUUAAUUACGCUUCUACAUUUUUUUAUGUUGUGUUUGUUUCCUGAUAAAUCGAUAACGCACAUAGGUGACUUUUUAAGCCAGGAACACAGGUGCGCCAGAAAACGGGACGAUGAAGUAAUUUUGUAAUCUUUAUUUUUGUCAAACAGUUAUUACAAAGAAUGUGAUUGAACUUGUUAUUGCAACUUCCACUGUAUCUAAUAAUUGUUCGAUCAUUUUUCGAAUGCUUAGCGUCUCUGCCCUAAAUAUAAUUACUGUGACGAUAUGAGUAUGGUGUUUCCGGUUCGUGUCAGAGAUCUGGUUUGAAAUACCUUCGGUUUAACGCAUUAUCUGUGGUCAAUACGUGCCUGAAUAGAUGCCAUGUACCGCGAACGCUCGCGAAACAGUACAUUCUAAGGGUGAUUUGUGUCUUGUUCCUGUGAUACCAUUAAAUGUCAAUUUAUGACGACCGCGCACGCAAGAGUAUUUUACGAAACUCUCUACAAAUUCACAGAUAACGCAACGUCGAAUAUAAUGCCGUUAGCAAAUUUAGCAGUUCCUUGGGCUGAGGAACAUGACACCGAAAAGCAACAUGUAGAAAUCCUGCAAUCAGAAUCUCAAGAAAUGAUAACUCAAGAGAGUGUGGCUGAAACAUCUUCGAAUGGGUGCUCAGAGUCUCAUGAAAUAGAAGUGGCUGAUGUUGUAAAGGAUGGUCAUGAGAAAGCAGAUCGAUCCCAGUUCGAACUGCUUAAAGUCUUGUGCCAGGGGUCCUUUGGCAAGGUGUUCCUAGUGAGGAAAGUUGUUGGCAAAGAUAGUGGUACACUCUAUGCUAUGAAAGUAUUGAAGAAGGCAACAUUGAAAGUUCGAGAUAGAGUCAGGACGAAAAUGGAAAGGAAUAUAUUGGUGGAUGUUGAACAUCCAUUCAUUGUCCGGCUCCAUUAUGCAUUCCAAACAGAAGGAAACCUCUAUUUAAUCCUAGAUUUUUUGAGAGGUGGUGAUCUAUUUUCAAGAUUAGCAAAAGAGGUAAUGUUUACCGAAGAUGACGUAAAGUUUUAUUUAGCGGAGCUUGCUCUUGCGCUGGGUCACAUUCACAAGCUUGGAAUUAUUUACAGAGAUCUCAAACCAGAGAAUAUUUUACUCGAUACUGAGGGUCAUAUCUGUUUAACUGACUUCGGCCUAUGUAAGCAACCUGUAGAUGAUCGUAAGACGUACUCGUUUUGUGGUACUGUGGAGUACAUGGCUCCUGAAAUAGUAGGUAGAAAUGGGCAUUCCUUUGCUGCUGACUGGUGGAGCUUUGGAGUCGUUAUGUUCGAAAUGUUAACCGGAGCUCUUCCGUUUCAAGGAGCAAAUCCCAAAGAAACAAUGACGCAAAUAUUAAGAGCAAAACUCGGAAUGCCUCUCAACAUUUCACCCGAAGCGCAAGCGCUUCUGAGAGUAUUAUUUAAAAGGAUCCCUGCGAACAGGCUCGGAUCAGGCGGGACAGAAGAAAUAAAAAACCAUCCGUUUUUCGCAACAAUCGAUUGGGACGCGCUAUACAAAAAACAAAUAAAACCGCCUUUCAAACCAGCUGUCAGCCACGAGGACGAUGCGUUUUAUUUUGAUAGCGAAUUCACAUGUAGAACGCCUAAAGAUUCCCCUGGAAUGCCACCAAGUGCCAAUGCUCACGAACAGUUUCGCGGGUUCAGUUUCGUCGCACCGUGUCUUCUGGAGGAUCAAGCAAAAUGUACUGAAUACAAGCACUGUGAUAGUCUAAUCGAGUCUUUCCCAACUUACGUCAGCCCAGUUCCCAUUGCCGACGAAUAUGAAUUGAAACAUGCGAUCGGUAAAGGUAGCUACAGUACUGUUUUUUUGGCUGUUCACAAAGCCUCCAAAACGGAGUACGCCGUGAAAGUCAUAGAGAAAUCAAAAAGGAAUCCGACGGAAGAGAUAGAAAUACUGCUUCGAUAUGGAAGGCAUCCGCAUAUCGUAACGUUAAAAGCUGUUCACGAAGACGAUAAACGAGCUUACCUCGUGCUCGAACUGUUACGAGGCGGCGAACUGCUCGACCGAUUAUUACAGCGACGCAAUCUGACUGAAAGGGAAGCUGCCGAAGUGAUGUACACGAUAGCUAGUGUAGUUAAUUAUCUUCAUGAAAAUGGAGUCGUUCAUAGAGACUUAAAACCAUCUAAUAUAUUAUAUUCGAAACCGGGAGACGAUCCGAGUACACUCUGUUUAUGCGACCUUGGGUUUGCGAAACAGUUAAGAGCGGAAAAUGGUUUGCUAAUGACGCCUUGUUACACAGCGAACUUCGUAGCGCCAGAAGUAUUGAAGCGUCAAGGAUAUGAUGCGGCGUGCGAUAUUUGGUCGCUCGGCGUUCUGUUGUAUAUUAUGUUGGCCGGGUAUACUCCGUUUCGCAACAACCCUGGUGACAGCGCAACAGAUAUAUUGGAUCGUAUCGGGCCUGGUUGUAUCGACGUCGAAACCGGUAUAUGGUGUCAGAUCUCAAGCAAAGCAAAGGAACUGGUUAAAAGGAUGUUACACGUUGAUCCCAAUAGAAGGCCUACUGCAGCUGGCAUAUUAAAAAAUCCGUGGAUUAUGAAUCGCCAUUAUCUUUCUCAGAAAGCAUUACCUGAUAGCGUUAGGGACCCACACAGUCUAAAGAGAGCGGUAGCGGCAACAUAUAGAGCGAUGUCUAGUGGCCCGAGAUCACCUCACAUAGGACCUGUCUACAUGUCUGAAUUGGCUCGGAGAAGAGCGCAAGCCAAGAUUGCGGGCCCUACCGAUGUUUAAAAACAGAUCUACUUCCACUUCGUGUUACAAUUUUGCAAUUUUUAAUUUGUAAUUAUGUACGUACAUGAAAAGACUAUAUUUUUUGCCGACGUAAGUUUAGUAUUAUUUGUGCAAUGUUCAAAUGUAGUUUGUACGUGAUAGUUUUAUAUAAAAUGUUUCGAUAUCGAUGUAAUUCAAUCCACGAAAAUCAUGUUUAAUACCGAAGUAAAAAUUGGUGAUAGAAAUUGGCAAACUACGGGCACGACAGUCUCUGUUGUGGAAAUGCUUUCCAUUCGCAUCCAAUGUUUGCUAAAGUCUAUCAUUCCUUUUUGUGUAUUGGAAUACACAAAAAUAUAUACAUGCAUAUGGAUGUAUA
Molecule: messenger RNA, 3723 nt
Organism: Ceratina calcarata
Lineage: Eukaryota; Metazoa; Arthropoda; Insecta; Hymenoptera; Apidae
Product: Ribosomal protein S6 kinase II
Exons: 13
Coding region: 1062-3368 (768 amino acids)
Biological process (GO): intracellular signal transduction; protein phosphorylation
Molecular function (GO): ATP binding; protein serine/threonine kinase activity; magnesium ion binding
Source: RefSeq, a predicted model, not a curated record